Molecule: messenger RNA, 930 nt
Organism: Suhomyces tanzawaensis NRRL Y-17324
Lineage: Eukaryota; Fungi; Ascomycota; Pichiomycetes; Serinales; Debaryomycetaceae
Gene: CSP37
Product: Csp37p
Exons: 2
Coding region: 1-930 (309 amino acids)
Source: RefSeq, a predicted model, not a curated record
AUGUCUGCCAGCAAAUAUAUCUUAGGUACUGCCGCCAUCGUAGGUGGUGUUUAUUACUAUGACAAGAAUGUCCAACCAAUUUUACCAAGACAACAACGUCAGCAAAUCCGCCACGAAGUGGACAGAGCUGAACAGAAGUCUUCUGAUUUGACCAACAAAUUGAGCAACAAGAUUGAAGAGUCCAAGAAGGAACUUAGCCAAAAGAGCCAGGAAUUCACUGACAAGAUCAAGGACACCACCUUAUACCAAAAGGUCACCGAACACCAAGACGAAGCCAAGGCCAACUAUAGAGCACUCAAGGCUCCUGAGGACAAGAACUUGAUUGCCAGAGGUGUGGAUAAGUACAUUGACUUGGUCAAUGGUGCCAGUGGUGUUGACACCAAGACUACCCCCUACUCUUCCGUGUCUCCUGAUUACGAAGUCAAGGAAAAAUCAUGGUUCGGUGACUGGUUCAAGAAGGACGAUGACAAGUUCAACCAAAAGCUUGGUGAAGCCAAGAAGGAGGCUUCAGACAAGAAGGACGAAUGGAUAAGCUGGGGCUCCAAGAAGUCCGACGAAGCUGAAAAGCAAGGCGAGUCAUGGUCUAAGUGGGGUUCCAAGAAGACCGACGAAUUGUCCAACGACAUAAAUAAGACCUAUGAAGACGGCAAGAAGGAGCUCAACAAGCAGGGCUCUAAGCUCCAAUCCAACUUGAGCGAGACCAAGGACCAAUUAUCUGCAUCGUACCAAGAAGGUAAGGCUGCAGCCAUUAGAAACUUUGAAGAAGCUAAGGCCAAGGUUGAUGAGCUCACCACCAGACUCCAAAAGUCCACCGAGCCAAACAAGGAGGAAAAGUUGCAUCAAGCUAGAUUGGACUUGAACAGUUCCCUUGCCAACUUGAAGUCUUACGGAGAUGACGUGGUGAACGAAAUCACCUCCAAGUUCAAGUAA